Fibroporia radiculosa is the source of this 1122-nucleotide messenger RNA. RefSeq lists its product as uncharacterized. The record is from RefSeq and is a predicted model, not a curated record. Bases 1 to 1122 code for a protein of 373 amino acids. The transcript is spliced from 3 exons. NCBI's taxonomy places the organism in Eukaryota, Fungi, Basidiomycota, Agaricomycetes, Polyporales, Fibroporiaceae.
AUGCCUGUGUCGGCCCACUCUGCUGCGCAACGAAUAGCACCCGACAACACGAAUACCCCAGGCAGCCUUGCCUGCCUUCAUAGUGUUGCUUGGGGUUGCCAUACCCCUGAGGUCAUAUUUCGUCCCAUGAAGUCACCCAAAGAUGAUCAUACUAUCUUGUGCUGGGAGAGAGACUCCAUUCCCGCGUUGUUACUUAACACCGAAAUGUCCUCGAUCUUGGUCCGAGAUGAGUACCCAAACGCCCUGCGUGACAUCAUAUCGGUUGCCCAGUGCCAUGGUGAUCUCCAGCAAGACGAGCCCCUCGAGGCCAUGGAAGUCGAUAGGAACAAUCGCUUUUACAACCCUUUCGUGGACAUGCCGCCGUUUUCAUCCUGGUAUCUUGCCGCAAUUGUGCUCGGUAACUCGGGUAUCGGGAAGACCAUGUUCCUGUACUACGACCUGGCGCUCCGCACCCUUGCCGGGCUGCCGUCCAUGCUGCAGUUGAAUUCCGAGGAACUGUUUGUCUUCUGCAACGAAGGUGUAUUUGUUCUACCCUUCCCCCGUCUCUCUCAACAGAUCAUUGAGUUCUGCACCCACAUCCCCCACUUUGUGUGGGUCCUUGUCGACUCGACCCUGCAUCCCAAAGGGGUGCAUUCAACUCUUUAUGAAUUAUACUGUUCGCACUCUGCCUUCAUCCUCCAAACAGCGUCACCCCGUUGGGAUUGCACACGCUGGAGGAACAAGACACCACGUCCAGCCAUUACGUUUUGGAUCCUCAAUAGUUGUGACACCCAUCUAUGGUCCCAUCAACGGCCCCCGGAGCAUCAACUCACGCUCUGGUGCAAGAAAUACGGAGCAUCCGCCCGGCAGGCAUAUGCGUAUGCCGCGCACGUAUCUCUUCACGCCCCAGACAUCGCACACCUCAUCCGGUCGCUUGCCGUCGACAAGAACAUGCUCACCACGAUGCUCGCCAAUGCAUGUAGCGCAAACGUGGUGGACGAACGCUCGCACGACAUAUAUGUGAUCGCGCCUGUCCCCGGCGACCGGAUGCGCCACGAGGUCAGGUUCGCGAUACCCCAUCUCCUGUUCGCCCUGCUCGAGCAGCUCGAAGCGGGGCUGAACUGGCCGCGCGACACUGCCUAG